AUGGAGCAGAUCCGUCAGCUGAUCUUCGACGGUGAACUUGCUGCAGGGUCGGACCAUCUGGAAAGCGAGCUCGCCGACCGGCUCGGCAUGUCGCGAACGCCGGUCCGGGAGGCAACGCUGAUGCUGGCUCAGCAGGGUCUGUUGGAAGUGCGUCCCAGAAAGGGCGUUCGCAUUGCAACACUUUCAUUGACGGACAUGGAAGAAAUCUAUGCGGUACUGACGGAGUUGGAGAGCCUGGCCGCGGAAGAAGCAGCUGAAAAAGGAUAUUCGGAAUCGGAUCUGGCAACCCUUCAGCGUGCGAUCGAGGCGAUGGAAGAUGCACUUGAGCGGCAGGACCGGGAAGACUGGGCCGUUGCGGACAAUGAUUUUCACGAAGAACUUGUCCGGCUGGGUGGCAAUUCCAGGGUCGAGACGAUCGUCUCCAUGAUGGCGAACCAGGUGAGGCGCGCCAGGGCCAUGACCUUGUUCAUUCGUCCUUUGCCGGUGAAAUCGAAUGAGGACCACCGAGCAGUCUAUAAUGCGAUCAGGCAGGGCAAGCCGGCAACCGCGCGCGAGCGUCACAGGAGUCACAGGCAGCAUGCAAGGGAAGUGCUCAUAGAUCUGCUCAAGAAGCACAAGCUGUUCCAGCUGUAA
Messenger RNA from Effrenium voratum, 633 nucleotides. Lineage: Eukaryota; Dinophyceae; Suessiales; Symbiodiniaceae. The record is from the annotation of a GenBank genome assembly.